AUGGCGCUCCUCCAGCGCACCCGGCCUAUGUCUGCAGCAACUCCAGCAGUGGCUGCCGCCACCUCCGUGCCAGGUGCCGGCCCCACGCCCCCAGCGCCGCCGUCGCCUCCCGCCGUCGCCGCGCUCGCCGUGGCUGCCCUUGCCUCCCGCAAGGCCGCCCCGGCCGCUGGUGGCCGUUUCUCCCGAGCUGGCCACCUCCCCGUCCUGCAGCAAUCCUCGUAUGAUGCUCGGCCCGAUUUGGAUCAGGGGCAAGCUGCGCUGGGCCGGCGCGCAUUAAUUGGCGGCGUUUCCAUGGAGGUGCCCCCAGGCAAGUCUGCUGCUCUGGCUCUACUGGCCGCUUCUGUCACGGCAUCACGUGGUCUCGAACCCGAUGAGGAUGAAGAUGUGGAGAUGGCAUUGCAGACGCCUUUGGCCUCGGCCAGUGCAGACCAGCUGACCCACCGGCCGCAUUCUGUGUUGUGGGCUUCCGCUGCUGAUGAAGACGAGGACGAGGACGAUAGUGAGGAGCUGGGCCACCGGACUCCACCGGCUGCUGCCAAGGCCAUCGACUCCGACUCCGCCGAGGCGUGCAUGGGGCACGGGCCGGACACAAGAGAUGGUUGGCAGUGCCGCGGUGAGGUCCGCCGCAUCCGGCAUCACCGGCCCUGA
Messenger RNA from Aegilops tauschii subsp. strangulata, 648 nucleotides. The record is from RefSeq and is a predicted model, not a curated record. Lineage: Eukaryota; Viridiplantae; Streptophyta; Magnoliopsida; Poales; Poaceae.